This is a messenger RNA of Naumovozyma dairenensis CBS 421, 945 nucleotides long. It is a transcript of the gene PGA3, whose product is annotated as cytochrome-b5 reductase. The transcript has a single exon. Lineage: Eukaryota; Fungi; Ascomycota; Saccharomycetes; Saccharomycetales; Saccharomycetaceae. Gene Ontology annotation, cellular component: plasma membrane; endoplasmic reticulum. The coding region runs from base 1 to 945 and encodes 314 amino acids. Gene Ontology annotation, molecular function: oxidoreductase activity. The record is from RefSeq and is a predicted model, not a curated record.
AUGUCUGCUGAAGAAUACGAAGAAGAACAACCGAAUAUCUUGGAUGAUCCAAUCCAUGGGAUUUAUAUCCCAACUGCAUUGUUUGUUUUCGGUAUUGCUCUGUUGACUUAUCUGUCUAAAGAAUAUAGACUACUGUUAGCAUUACCAAUACUAUUCACCUCUUUAGUUGUUAGAGCUCUUUUGGCUUACCAAAGAAGAAGAUCUUUAUUCCCUGAUAAAUGGACAAAAUUAGAAUUAGAAGAUCAAACAGUUAUCUCUAAGAAUACCGCGUUAUAUCGUUUCAAAUUGAAAACUCCCUUGGAAUCAUUAAAUAUCCCUGCUGGAUUCCAUAUCGCCGCAAGAGUAUUUAUCGAUGGUAAAGAAGAAAUUAGAUACUAUAAUCCAAUUAGUUCCAAAUUAGACAAGGGUUAUUUCGAUUUACUUAUUAAAUCUUAUGCAGAUGGUAAAGUUUCUAAAUAUUUUGCAGGCUUAAAACCAGGUGAAUCUGUGGAAUUUAAAGGUCCAAUCGGUGAAUUAAAUUACAAUGUUAAUUCAUCAACUGCUUUAGCUAUUGUAGCAGGUGGAUCAGGUAUUACUCCAGUUUUACAAAUGUUAAAUGAAAUCAUCACCACCCCAGAGGAUUUAACUAAAGUUUCUUUAAUUUAUGCAAAUGAUACGGAAAAUGAUAUCUUAUUGAAAGAUGAAUUAGAUGAAAUGGCAAAAAAAUACCCUCAUUUCGAUAUUCACUAUGUAGUUCGUUAUCCAAGUGAAACCUGGAAAGGUGAUGUAGGUCUUGUCACUAGGGAACAAAUGCAAAAAUAUUUACCUGAAUCUUCAGAUGAUCAUAGGUUAUUGAUUUGCGGACCAGAAGGUAUGGAAAAUAUGGUUGUGAAUUAUGCUAAGGAGUUAGGUUGGAAACAAAGUUAUUCCAAGAGUAAAGGCGAUGAUCAAGUAUAUGUGUUUUGA